Messenger RNA from Lineus longissimus, 1539 nucleotides. RefSeq lists its product as uncharacterized. Lineage: Eukaryota; Metazoa; Nemertea; Pilidiophora; Heteronemertea; Lineidae. Gene Ontology annotation, cellular component: membrane. The transcript has 7 exons. The record is from RefSeq and is a predicted model, not a curated record. Gene Ontology annotation, biological process: phospholipid biosynthetic process. Gene Ontology annotation, molecular function: phosphotransferase activity, for other substituted phosphate groups. Bases 110 to 745 code for a protein of 211 amino acids.
UGUUCUGACUGUCAGAUUGUCAACAUUGGAGAAGAAAUGACAUUUCUCUCAAAUAAAUCUCAUUAUAACUGCGUGUUCGAGUUUGUGAUUUUGGAAUCUUGGUAUUAAGAUGGGAACUGAAGUACUCCUCUAUGUUCCCAACAUCAUCGGUUAUGUGCGGCUCAUCCUGUUAGUAGUGGCUUAUUUCACAUUCCAUUCACCAAGUUACUUUCUGGCAGCUUACAUUGUAUCUGCUACACUUGAUUAUUUUGAUGGACUGUUUGCAAGGAAACUUGGGCAGACUUCUGCGUUUGGAGCAUGGUUUGAUAUUGUGAUAGACAAUCUUGGUAGGGGAAUGCUGUGGUGUCGAAUGUACGAGUGGGGUUAUUUUGUUGCGGCUACUGAAUGGCUUGUAUUUGUCUGUACGCAUACAAAGGGGACUGAUUGGAAGAGUGCCUUUGCAGAGGCACCACCACUUGUGAAAGGAGUCAUGAGUGCAGGCUUCAAGAGUCCUCUAGGAUUCUUUGCAAUAGCUGGAAUCCAUGUGCUACCCAUCUGGCUGUAUGCACACAGCAGCCGAUUCUUAGCCAAAGCUAUAGGAAUUCCAGUAGCCAUAGACUACCUCAUCAUAGCAUUACUAAGUUCUGGCAGGGCACUUUGCUUUCUUGUUGAGCUGUUCUGCCUUUACACCCACAUCUCCUAUCUACUGUCUCAAGACACAGCAGAAUCUACCAAAGCAAAGGCUGCCACAACACAGCAAACUUGAAGGACACUUACUUCUGAAUGCAGCCAGGAACUUGUCUCAAGAUUAAGUAUAGUACAUGCUGGCUUACCAUCUGAUUCACGUCUCCAGAUAAUUUAUUCUUUGUAGAAAGACGAGACACAAACCCCAGGUACAUGUAGGCCUGGAUGGUUAAAGCAGUGAACAGAAAUAUAAUUCAUCAUGGUUUACAGUGUCUUUCGUCUUUGGAAUGAAACCGUUUAGGACUGAUAUUAUCCAAUACCAAAACAUUCAGUGUACACUAUCAUGUAUAAUUUUUUUGUAAUUGUUCCACUUAUCAGAAACCAUUCCAUUUGAAGAGGAUGCACAAUAUAUUUUCUGUUGCAUUUUAGUUGUUCUACAUUUAUAUAGACUCUAUUGUGAUUAUUUACCUUAUUAUCAGAUGAACACAAUGUUACUGUGUUGGAAGACUCGAACAACCUAGUUUUUCAGUAUUAUUGAAAACUGUCUCUUUCCUAGAAAAGGCCAGUUGGAAGGCUUGCCAGAUUCUCAGUUAGCUGCGGAAAUUUUUUUUCAGUAAGCUGCUAAAUUGAUUAUCCUGGGUGACAAUCUCGCCAUUAUCUGUAGCAUGGCUUAGCUGCUUUCUAAAGCUUCUUUUAAAUAAACGCAAACAGUACAUUCAUCUCAUUCGAUCAUUGCUCAUACAUUAAGGGCCUUUAAUUAAGCAAUACCUAUACAUGUUUUACAAAUUUUAUAGGAAUGUAGGCUUAGACAUGACAAAACGGUGAUACUGUAUAGAUAUUACUACUGUUAUUGUUUCUAGGCAAUUGUUGCAAAUA